CUUCUCCAGGCAAAUCGGAAAUGGCGCCGUCGCAGCUCAAGCAGUUGAAAGCGUCCCUGCAUGAGAGCGGCGUCCUUGGUCCCCAGAAGUCCAAGAAACAGCGAAAACUGACCUCCAAAGAUGCGCAGAAGCGGGCACAGCGUAAUGCCGCACUCGAGGGCAUUCGCGAACGAUUCAAUCCCUUCGAGGUCAAGGCACCUGCCCGAAAAGCAAAAUAUGAGUUUGUGAAUGGCAAGAAUGCCAAACCCCUCAUUGGCCGGCCGGGCGUCACCCGCGGCUUGGGCGAAGAACGGCGGCGAGAGACGUUAUUGAAAGAGAUGCAAAGCCGCAACAAGGUGGGCGGGCUGCUUGAUCGACGGUUCGGGGAGAAUGACCCUACGAUGACUCCCGAGGAAAGAGCAGCCGAGCGAUUUGCCCGUCAGAACGAGCGCAAGAUGAAGAAGAGUUCUAUGUUCAACCUUGAGGACGAUAGCGAGGAGGAGAUGACGCUCACGCAUGGUGGAAGAUCACUUGACUUUGGGGACGUUGUCGAAGAUGAUUUCGAUGAGCCCGAUGCGAAUGGCUCGGAUAGUGUAGACGGAGAUUUUGACCAGGAUGACAGGCCUCGGAAAAAGCUGCGCCUCGCCGAGACCGACGACGUCGAUCCCGAAGACGAGGAUGACCAAGAUCUUCCCCAGAGGAAAAAGACGAAGAAUGAGGUCAUGAAAGAGAUCAUUGCAAAGUCAAAAAUGUACAAAGCCGAGCGUCAAGCUGCAAAGGCAGACGACGACGAUCUUCGGGCGGAGCUGGACAAAGGCAUGGCCGAGUUCUACGAGGCGGUUCGAGGGCAAAAGGUGCCGGAGAAGGAAAUUCUACCUACGUCAACUUCAAAUGCUGAGCCGCACAUGGAUCCUUCUCGCGCUGCAAUGCUGGCAGGGAAGAGCAGAGAAGAGGCAGAAAAGGAAUACGAGUCCAAUCUUCGACAAUUGAAAUUGGAGGCUCGUUCGAAACCCAGUGUACGGACCAAAACUGACGAAGAGAGAGCUGCUGAGGAGGCUGCUAGACUCGAAGAGCUUGAGCGCAAGAGGAUUCGCAGGAUGAAGGGCGAAGCAGAAAGCUCAGAAGAUGAAGAGGAAGAGGAAGAGGAGCUAGGGCCGGAUGACGAUGCCGAUGCCGAUGUUGAUGACGCAGAAGUAUUUGGUCUGAGUGCUCCUGAGUUCGAUACCCUGCCGAGGAAAGAACUCGAUGUUGAAGACGAAGACGAAUUCCUUCUUGAUGACGACCUAAUUGCUUCGGAGUCAGACCCUGAGAUGGCAAGCGAACAAGACUCCGAGGAAUCCGAGUCCGAAAACGACGUCGAGGACGAUGGUGAUGACGAUUUCAUCAACGGGCUGGUCUUGCCACGAGAGUCUUUGAGUACACCGAAAACAGUCACAAAGACUCCAGCCAGCAACAACCUAGCUUACACUUUUCCGUGCCCUCAGACGCAUGAGGCUUUUCUGGAAGUGGUUAAGGACUCUGAAGUCGCCGACUUGCCCACGAUCGUGCAAAGAAUACGCGCACUCUACCACAAAGGUCUCGCCGAGGGCAAUCAGCAAAAGCUUGACACGUUCGCUGACGUGCUGACCCUACACAUUGCGUUCCUUGGGGACACAGACAGCAACGUCCCAUUUUCCGUUCUCGAGAGCCUCCUUCGACACCUACAUUCAAUGGCAAAAUCGUCGCCGGAAUCUGUUGGCGCCGCUUUCCGCAGACAUCUCCAAAACAUUGCGGACGAGAGACCGCUCCAGCUGUCUCCUGGGGAUCUUGUUAUUCUCACGGGUGUCUCGACCAUCUUCCCAACUUCAGAUCAUUUCCACUCUGUAGUAACGCCUGCCACUCUCACCAUUGGACGGUACCUCGGGCAAAGCUCGAUACAAUCUCUAAAGGACCUCAGUAUAGGGGCUUACUGUUGUUCGCUUGCCCUUCGAUACCAGCGGCUCGCAAAACGAUAUGUUCCGGAAGUCGUCACUUAUAUUACCAACGCUUUGGCCACCCUUUCACCAGUACCACUACCGGAACAAGAUAAGGAUGGUAAUUCGUUGAAUGUCCCCAUCAGAUUGCCCGCGACCCCGCUGCGGGUGAGAUCGACUCCUGCGACUGCUUCGGUCAAGCUAUCGUUCAAAGAUUUCAUCUUGAAUCGAAGCCAGCAGGAUGAGCCUUCACAAAGCGCUUCUCUUCUGGAUGCCUUUAUCCGCCUAACCACGCAAGCUGCCUCACUCUGGAGCCACAAGUCCGCAUUCCCUGAACUUGUUCAGCCUUUCGUCUACGCACUUACACACUUGUCCCAUCAACGCAAAACGUUACCUCCACAAAGCCUCACGCUAAACAACACCAGUCUCUCCGCCCUUCUCGCCCUUCAGUCGGCGUCGGUCAAAUCACGACGUCCCCUUCUCCUACACAACCAUCGCCCACUCGCCAUAAAAGCCUCCCUGCCUUCGUUUAUCGAGAAUUACAACCCCGACCGUCACUAUGACCCAGACCGCCAACGCGCUGAGCUCUCCAAAUUGAAAGCUGAGCAUAAGAAGGAGAGGAAGGGAGCAAUGAGAGAACUUCGGAAGGACGCCAACUUCAUCGCAAGACAACAGUUGCAGGAGAAGAAGAGGAGAGAUGAAGAGUACGAAAGGAAGUACAAAAGGUUGGUGGCAGAGAUUCAAGGGGAGGAAGGACAUGAAGCAAAAGCUUAUGAGAGGGAGAGGAGGAAGAGAAAGGGGAAAUUCUAGGGAGCCCGGAGAUGGCAAAUCAGUGUCUUUUCUCUAUAUUGCUCGGCGAUUCGCAAGGAAAAGCGCGAUAGCUUGAUAAGCCCGUUUGCCUUUCGUCGGCUGUGUUUGAAGACACCACAAUUAGCUCGCAAACAGUCUUUAGCCUACAAUACCGGUAAGCUUUCGAUUGGAACCUGGAUUGGCUUGAUAUCAACCUUGUCGUGAAGCCUACCGGUAGUCAUUGAUAAUAGUCGCCUCCUCCACCCAUUGGCCGAAAAAGAAGACCUUUUCGACGCCAUGCCAACCCGAAUAUAU
This is a messenger RNA of Cladophialophora immunda, 3035 nucleotides long. RefSeq lists its product as uncharacterized. The transcript has a single exon. Gene Ontology annotation, cellular component: Noc4p-Nop14p complex; nucleolus; small-subunit processome. Bases 21 to 2741 code for a protein of 906 amino acids. Gene Ontology annotation, biological process: maturation of SSU-rRNA. Lineage: Eukaryota; Fungi; Ascomycota; Eurotiomycetes; Chaetothyriales; Herpotrichiellaceae. The record is from RefSeq and is a predicted model, not a curated record.